Molecule: messenger RNA, 677 nt
Organism: Batrachochytrium dendrobatidis JAM81
Lineage: Eukaryota; Fungi; Chytridiomycota; Chytridiomycetes; Rhizophydiales
Exons: 3
Coding region: 46-609 (187 amino acids)
Source: RefSeq, a predicted model, not a curated record
AGCAUAGGAUUAUCUUCAAACGUCUCAAUUCUCAUGGCAGAUACCAUGAGUACAUCGAUUUCCAAUUCAUACUUGCGAUUGUCAGACCAAUUAAAUUGCUUUAGCAUGGCUCAGCAAGCAUACACUCUUCAAGACCAAGUAUGCGGAGUUGGUCUUGCCGAUUUGGAUUCUAUUUGGUUUAUCUUUCUUCUGAUGUCUAUUGUGAUUACUGUGACGAUUCCACUCAUAAUGCAUGCAACAAAAACCCUAAUGUACAAUCAGAAAGAGCUUGCCAAACCCAAACCUCGUUCCAAACCUCUUGAUAAACUCCAGCAAAAGUCUGCAAAUCGUACCCAUCCUGAGAUUCUUAAAUCUAGUCGUAGACACGGAGAAAGCCGAAACUCGUCCGUAUCAUACGUUUCCAGAGAUGACAAUGCACAUGAAUUCAAUGCUGGGGUAGCUAGAGCCAGUACUACAAGCUCUUUUUCUGGAACGGAUCAGGAUAUAGGCGAGAUUUCGCCUGGUGUGGGCAUACCUUUGAAUUCUCGAUAUCAAGGCUAUAAUGCUCCCACAUCGAGGAACCACGAAAGAUUGUCGUUGAAACCUCUUGUACCAUCCAAUCGACGAUGAUUCCAGAGGAUCAAGUCACUGAUGUUUUUUUAAAGCACUAGAAAAUAAAAUAAUCAUUGAUUGUGUUG